CCAAUUUUAGAAUCUGUAGAUUGGGAAACACCACCCUAUAAAUCAGACGUUUGUGGAACAGGAGAAUUUUGUCACAGGGAAAGAAAUGGAGUUGCCAGAAGCAAAAAAAUAUGAUUUUAAAAAUGAAUUAUUUGAGAGCCAUAAAAAUAAUUUUGAUGAACAAUUUCAAAUUCAAAAUCCUGGAGAAAACAAAAAGGAAAUCAAACAAAGGCAAACGUGCCAAUAUAUAAUCAUCAUUUACCUUGUGCUGCUCACAAUAGGAAAUGUUUUUUUGGCUUUUAAAGUUUACCAGCUACACAAUGUGAUACGUGAUAUGAAUUCAGCCUCAGCUCAAGCUUUAUACACUGAAGGAACCCACCUCAAUGAAACAACCCCGUACUACGUUCACCUCGAAUAUGUCAGGAGGAGUCACGCAGACUUGCAGAUGAUGAUAAAGAAUAUCACUGUCAAACAAGGGCCUAUGGGACCCAAGGGAAUUGCAGGAGCCCCUGGCAUGAAAGGUGAAGUCGGUCCAAAGGGUGAUACGGGCAGUCCAGGAACUCGGGGUAUCCUAGGUCCUCAAGGUCCUCCAGGAACAAAAGGAAGCACAGGUGUGCCGGGAAUGAAGGGGUUCAAAGGAGACACUGGCCUUACAGGUUUGCAAGGACAGAGUGGAUUGCCAGGAGAGAAAGGAAUUUCAGGUACGAAAGGAGAAGAAGGACUUCAAGGACUACCAGGAGAGAAGGGUGAUACUGGAAUUAAAGGAGAAAUAGGAGAGAAAGGGUUGCCAGGAAUACAGGGAGUUGAAGGAGCAACAGGAGAAAAGGGAAGCCAAGGAGAAAGAGGGUUCCCAGGAGCACAAGGAGUUGCUGGCAUAAAAGGAGAUAAGGGAGAAAGAGGUGAUUCUGGGACUAGUGGAUCAAAUGGAGAACGCGGACCCCCUGGAAUCAAGGGAGACGGAGGCGAUAAAGGAGACUUGGGGGAGAAAGGCUUACCAGGACUGCCUGGAAUCAAAGGAUCAAAAGGAGAAAUGGGCGUUCCAGGUGAAAAAGGUACACCGGGAGCAAAUGGAGCAAAUGGCCUUCCAGGUCCUCCUGGGCCAAGUGGAUUGAAAGGCAGCAAAGGAGACCCUGGUGUCAAUGGGCUUCCAGGAAACCCAGGAGGCCAAGGAAGAACUGGUGAAAAGGGUGCUAAAGGAGAGGCAGGGUCCACAGGAGCACAAGGUGUGGCUGGCAUAAAGGGAGAUAAGGGAGAAAGAGGUUAUUCUGGGAAUAUUGGAUCAAACGGAGAACGUGGACCCCCUGGAAUCAAAGGAGAACGAGGAGAUAAAGGAGACCUGGGAGUGAAAGGCUUAACAGGGUUGCCUGGAAUCAAAGGAUCAAAAGGAGAACUGGGCAUACCAGGUGAAAAAGGUACUCCUGGAACAAAUGGAGCAAAUGGGCUUCCAGGUCCUCCUGGGACAAGCGGAUUGAAAGGCAGCAAAGGAGACACUGGUGUCAAUGGGCUUCCAGGAAACCCAGGAGCACAAGGAAGAACUGGUGACAAGGGUGCUAAAGGAGAGGCAGGUUUGAAAGGAACGGCUGGGGCCGCAGGAAUCAAAGGGGAAAAAGGAGAUACUGGUUUAAAGGGAAGUAAAGGAGAGCGUGGAGAGAAAGGAUCAAGGAACUCUAUUGCAAGAAUUGCUGGUGGUGGCUCAAGAGGACGUGCUGAAUUAUUUAUUGAAGGAGCUUGGGGAACAAUAUGUGAUGAUGCAUGGGAUACAACUGAUGGAACCGUUUUCUGCCGAAUGGCUGGUUAUACUUCUGCAGUCAGUGUUUAUACUGCAGGUUCUGGAACGGGGAUCAUCCUGCUAGAUGACUUAGCUUGCGUGGGAACAGAGAGCUCACUUCUGGAUUGCCAGUCGUCUGGUUUGAAAAAGCACAACUGUGAACACAGUGAAGACGCUGGGGUUCAGUGUCAAUGAAACGGAAACUGUACAGUUAUUUCACAUCUUCGUCAAAUGAACAUUUUAUCAUCUGCUUCUGCAUAUGCUGUAUAUCCAAGAGAAAUGUUCUGCUCUUGCCUUUUAACAAACUAACUUAAGGUCUGAUUUGAAGACACAGACAAAGUGGUGGGAAGUGGGGAGUGGGCUUUAUGAAGCUUAUAGAAUGGCAAGUGCUUACUCCAAUAUCUUAUAAAGCAGAAAAUAUAUUAAAUAAAAAAGAACUGCCAUUAAAUUAAAUUCAGUU
This is a messenger RNA of Polypterus senegalus (gray bichir), 2207 nucleotides long. It is a transcript of the gene marco, whose product is annotated as macrophage receptor with collagenous structure. The transcript has 23 exons. The record is from RefSeq and is a predicted model, not a curated record. Bases 86 to 1942 code for a protein of 618 amino acids. Gene Ontology annotation, cellular component: membrane. Lineage: Eukaryota; Metazoa; Chordata; Cladistia; Polypteriformes; Polypteridae.